Molecule: messenger RNA, 1458 nt
Organism: Cuscuta europaea
Lineage: Eukaryota; Viridiplantae; Streptophyta; Magnoliopsida; Solanales; Convolvulaceae
Source: the annotation of a GenBank genome assembly
ACCGCCCACAUCUUUACCCACUAGAGGAAGAGGUAACGUCGACGUUUAGAAAACCCCAUAUAUUUCCGAUCCACUCUCGCUCUACAGCUUUUACGUAGCUCCCAAGUCCUCCCAACAAACAUCCUGAAAGAGAAGAGGUAACUAGUAGCAGGCAGCAGAUUUCACAGAGAUCUGACAACUUCUUUUCCGAUUAGGCAGUGAAGAGGAAUCCCAAGUGUGAGCUGAAGUUUGAAUUCUUGAUUGGAGCCGUUUGAACCAUGGAGAGGAGCACUCCGGUUAGAAAGUCACAUACUUCAACGGCAGAUCUGCUCGCCUGGCCCGAGAAUCCGCCGGAAUUCCCUCCAGCAUCUACUCCUGCUUCUCGCUCCCACCAGCCAUCUGAUGGGAUCCAGAAAGUGGUGUUCGGAGGUCAAGUGACGGAUGAUGAAGUCGAGAGCUUGAAUAAAAGGAAGCCGUGCUCAGGUUACAAAUUAAAAGAGAUGACAGGGAGUGGAAUUUUUGCAUCAACUGAAGAAAAUGACUUACAAGAAUCUGAGAACGCUAACAUUACUCAAAGCAACAAAUCUGGGGUCCGGAUGUAUCAGAAAGUUGUUUCUGGGAUGAGUCAGAUUUCUUUUGCGGAGGAAGAAACUGUUUCAACAAAGAAGCCAACCACUCUGCCUGAAGUGGCAAAGCAGCGGGAACUGAGCGGAAGCCUAGAAAAUGAGCCAGACUCAAAGUUAAACAAGCAUCUUUCCGAAGCAAAAAACAAAGAGCUCAGUGGCCAUGACAUCUUCGCCCCUCCACCUGAAAUUAAGCCUCGACCCUUGGCUGCCCGGGCAUUGGCUUUAAGAGAAAGCAUUACAAUUGGAGAGCCUGUUCCCAAUCAUGAACUUGAAGGCAGUAAAGAAGCGAUUUGCAAGACAGCAAAAAAAAUUCCGGGCCAGAAGCUUGCAGAACUUUCAGGGAAUGGGAUCUUCAAGGGAGAUACUCCCCCAACAUCGGCGGAUAAGCAUCUAAGUUCAGCAAAACUGAGAGAAAUGAGUGGCAGUAAUAUAUUUGCCGAUGGAAAAGCAGAAUCUCGGGACUACUAUGGUGGGGUUCGCAAUCCACCCGGUGGGGUGAGCAGUAUUGCGCUUGUGUGACAUGUUAAUUAGGUCUCUAACUGAAAUUGUGUCGUUUAAUCAGCCUUUGGUCAUUUGUAUUUUCUUUUGUCUUUAAAAUGUGAUUUGCUGAAGCUUGUGUGUUAGAGAGUUCUAUUAACAAGUCAACCAGAGUUGGGAGAGCUAUGAAAUGAACUGCUAAAUCUAUGCUAUUGGAUGGUUAUGUGUAAUGUGUAUGAACGUGGAUUUACUCUACAAAUUUUUAAAAAGCUUUGUUUGUUCAGUUUUCAUUCUCAAACUUUGACCAUUGGGUGAAUAAAAUUACGAAAAAUGCUUGGUUACACCUUUCGUACACCAGCACAACCCUUUAAAAAUU